Messenger RNA from Lachancea sp. 'fantastica', 777 nucleotides. The record is from the annotation of a GenBank genome assembly. Lineage: Eukaryota; Fungi; Ascomycota; Saccharomycetes; Saccharomycetales; Saccharomycetaceae.
AUGGCAUUACAUCCAGAAGAACACUGCAUCCAAGCCAAAAGGAUAGCACAUCAAGACCCAAUUAUGAGCAUCCAAGAGUCAAUUCCCGACUCAGCAACGUUGAGGCACCUUCAAAAUGCCUCCAAUGCCUUUUCUGAGUACUUGAACGCGUACAUCGAGGCCUUGAACAAGUACAUUGGGCAUCAACGUCGAGUUUCGACGCUUAGGUUCGAAAGAGCAACUCUGAUCAAGCACGUUAAGAAGCUUCGCUUUUUCAACGAGCAAUUGGUCGCAAUGAACCUUUCUCAAGAAGAAAGAUUCCAAGACAAUAGCCUUGAACUAGUAGUUUCUUCAUUCGGAUCAUUUUUCAUUAGAUGUCUCGAGGUGAUAGACCUUCUGAACUACUAUCUCACACAGGCAUUGAAAAAUGAAACCAUUUCCAAAACGUUGAACAAGGAUCUAGUGGUCAGCGAUCCGUGCAUAGUGGUGAUCGAGAAUGUGUAUCGCCAUUUCGUGAAAUUCACCCAAUGGAUGCUCGAGGCAAUAAAUCUGCACGAUGCGACGCUCACGAUCGAGGUCUUGCAGUUUGCCCGCAAAUGCGCUCAAGAAGAUGGCAUUGAUACUGAAGAAACCUCAGACAUCUUGUUGCAAGAAGUUGGGAUCGUCGAGGACACUUUCGAGUACACACUUCUGCUGGAAGAAUGGUGCAUGGUUCUCGAUGGCCAACACGAAGACCUCACACGAGCAUUUGAUCUCGAGACAGAGCGGUGGAGCCAAAUCUUCGAACAGCGUAAAUAG